AUGAAGACCUCCGCUGUCGUCACCUCCGUUCUCGCCGCGGCCGGCUCCGCCACCGCCGCCGCCUCUCCCUUCCGCCUGCUGGCUCUCUCCAAGGGCGCCUCGUUCGACGGCGAAUUCGUCCGCGGCACCGAAGGCCAGUUCCUGCUCGGCGCGAAGCAGACCAACACCACCUGCGGCACCAACACCGCCCCCACCUUCACGAACAUCAACGGCACCAUCACGACUUACGGAAACGGCAUGGUCGCCGACCAAAUGGUCUACGUCGACAUCUCCGGCGCGGCGGGCGGCAUCCUCUCGUACAAGAACUACCCGUACAAGCUCACUGCCGACGACUCCAUCGUCGGCUUCACCCAGACCACCACCGGCGACGUCCAGCAUCUGCUGUACAAGAAGUCGACCUGGCUGGCGUGCGAGAAGGACUCGGAGAAGGGCGUCUACAGCGUGUACGCCGAGGCCGCCAAGGACACGAACAAGCAGCAGUGCAUCCCGUUCGAGAUUGCCACCCAGAAGGUCGAGAAGCCCCAGAUCUGCCAGAUGACCUAA
Molecule: messenger RNA, 543 nt
Organism: Diplodia corticola
Lineage: Eukaryota; Fungi; Ascomycota; Dothideomycetes; Botryosphaeriales; Botryosphaeriaceae
Product: cell wall protein
Exons: 2
Coding region: 1-543 (180 amino acids)
Source: RefSeq, a predicted model, not a curated record